Mesocricetus auratus (golden hamster) is the source of this 558-nucleotide messenger RNA. RefSeq names its product HIG1 hypoxia inducible domain family member 1A (gene Higd1a). Lineage: Eukaryota; Metazoa; Chordata; Mammalia; Rodentia; Cricetidae. The coding region runs from base 173 to 454 and encodes 93 amino acids. Gene Ontology annotation, biological process: negative regulation of apoptotic process; mitochondrial respirasome assembly. The transcript is spliced from 4 exons. Gene Ontology annotation, cellular component: mitochondrion. The record is from RefSeq and is a predicted model, not a curated record.
ACCGCGCGUCCAAUCGGCGGGACCCGGCCGCGCCGGCUGCUGGCUUCUGAUUGGCUGGAGCGGGCAGCGGGGGCCGGGCGAAGCCUCUGCGCUCGCUCGCACUUGGGGUGGCGGCCAAGGAGCCGGCGGGACUGUAAGGGGCGCCGGGUCGCGGAAGACUCAAGAAAUCACGAUGUCAACCAACACUGACCUUUCUCUUUCUUCAUAUGAUGAAGGUCAGGGAUCUAAGUUUAUUCGGAAAGCUAAGGAAACACCGUUUGUCCCCAUUGGGAUGGCAGGGUUCGCAGCAAUUGUGGCAUACGGGCUAUACAGACUGAAAAGCAGGGGAAAUACGAAGAUGUCCAUUCACUUGAUCCACAUGCGUGUGGCGGCCCAGGGCUUUGUCGUUGGAGCCAUGACUCUUGGUAUGGGCUAUUCCAUGUAUAAAGAAUUCUGGGCCAAACCUAAGCCUUAGAAGACGAGCUGCUGCCUUGGUCUGGGAAGUGCUUACUUUAGUUGACGUCUCAUAUUGAGGUUACAUGUUUGUGUCUACAAUAAAUAACAUGGGUUUAGACAAUA